UCUUCUAACUUCAAGCAUUCAAGUCCGUCUCCUCUCUGGUAAAAUUCUCUCUCCUACCUGCGUCAAUUUUUUCGAUAUUUUACUGCUACUACUGAUUUCGACUUUUAAUGGCGGCUUUCUAUUCCUCAAUUUUCCCUCCAUUUUCAAAACCCUUAAAAUAAUCAAAACUUUUGCAUUUCUCCUUCCUCCUGUUUAGACAUUUCCCGCUCAAAUUUCACUCCAAAACCCACUUUCGCUCUCUAAAUUUCAUUCUUCCCUCCUCUUUUUUCAUCUAGAUUUUCAAAACCCUAGUUUGUUUUUAUCACUUUUGGAUCUCUGGGUAGGGAGGAAGAAACCCAGGAAACCAAAACCCAAACCCAAAUCCUAGAUUAUUCUCAAUUCGAGGAAAUUUCGCUUAAGGAAGAAACCCCAAUUUCGGAAACUAUGGAAGUCGAGAUCCAACCUUCGUAUAUUCUUCCCUCUCAUCAGAAUCUUGGUGGGUUUUCUAGCACUGAAUGCCUUCAAUGUAAUGAAAGUCUCCCAAAAGAUGAAACCCCAAUUAUGGAAACCAUGGAAAUCGAAAACCCUAUUUCGGAUUCACCUAAAUCUGAUCAAAUCCCAAUCGAGUCUUCGAAAAUCCAAGAAGAACCUCCCACUCCCAAAGGAGAUGAUGGCCAGUGUCGCAAAACCCUAGCGGAGCUUACUCUAGGUGGUGAGAAAUCGAAAGAUGCUGAGUUCGUCCAAACCCUAGAUGUUAAAGAAGGGGGUAAGAAAUCGGAAGAAGCCAAAAUCGACGAAACCCUAGAUAUGUUUGAUAUUAAAGAAGGGGUUAAUGGUAUGGAAGAUACCGAGUUCACCAACAUCUUGGUUGAUUCAGAAGAUGCCAGCCUACUUGAUAAUAUUGACAACAUUGUAGAUUUUGAGGAUGAUGAUGAAGGUGGAAGUUCACCAAAUAAGGCGAUGUCAGGAUUCGGUGCAUUUCGUGGCCCCUAUGGUCCAUAUCAUCAGUGGGGUGAAUUCGACUUGCCGAAUCGGUGUAUGUGCGGUAACUGUUCCGAGUGCGACGAGGAUAGAGAAGAGAUAAAUCGGAGAAAUCGUGCAAUGAGAGGACCAUACAGAAAUGGCUGUUAUUCUGAUCCGAUGCGCAGAGAUUAUCAUCACAAUAGGCGGUGUAGGAGGAAAAAUCAUGCGUUUAGAAGCAAUCAUCACAAUGUAAGGGAAAGAGAAGGUGAAAUGUACGGAAUUCACCCUUAUUUUCUGUAUCCUGAACCAGAACCAUGUACUGUGGGGGCUGGUCUAAGAAACCUUGGGAAUACAUGUUUUCUGAAUUCAAUUAUACAGUGCUUCACUCACACUGUACCUCUUGUUCAAGGGCUUCUAUCACUCAAACACGAGGCAUCAAGUCAUGGUGCUGGUGAAUUCUGUGUGCUAUGUGCUGUGCGUGAACAGAUUGAGCACUCACUUGGGUAUUCAGGGAAGGUGGUAUCACCGUCCAAUCUGGUGGAUAACAUGAGCCAAAUUUCCUCUAUUUUUCAGAGACACCAACAAGAAGAUGCCCAUGAAUUUUUACAGUGUUUAUUGGAUAAGCUUGACAGUAAUUGGUCAAAGUACGAGGCAAAUGCUAAUGAUUCAUCAUCUCUUGAUGAUACGUUGGUGAGGCAGAUUUUUGGUGGCCGUCUUGUAAGCCAGGUUCGCUGCUGCAAUUGUGGCCAUAAUUCUGAUACUUACGAACCCCUAAUUGAUCUGAGUUUGGAGAUUGAGGAUGUGGAUAGUCUGGAAAGUGCUUUGAAUUCCUUUACAAAGGUAGAAAGUAUUGAAGAUACAGAAAAGUUUACAUGUGAAAGUUGCAAGGAACAGGUAAAAGUAGAGAAGCAGCUAAUGCUGGAACAGGCUCCUUCUGUUGCUACCCUCCAUUUGAAGAGAUUUAAGAGUGAUGGUAUCUUUGUUGAGAAAGUUGACAAGAAGGUUGAGUUUCCAUUGGAGCUAAACUUGGCCCCCUACACCAAAGGGUCUAAUAAUGAGAGUGGAGAUUUGAAGUAUGAACUAUUUGCAGUUGUUGUGCAUGUUGGUGUUUCAUCCACUUCAGGGCACUACUUCUGCUACAUCCGUACUGAUCCAGAUAAAUGGUAUCGGUUUGAUGACUCACAGGUCACUAUGGUUUCUGAAGAACAUGUGCUUUGUCAAGAUGCAUACAUCCUCUUUUAUGCAAGAAAAGGCACACCAUGGUUUGGUAGCUUGAUUGAGAACUGGAAAGAAGAGUGUCAACAGAAGAUCUCUAGCAAUUCUCCAAAGUCUGUUUUGGAUGACAUGGACCUCCCAUCUACUUCAUAUUCCACUGGAAAGAGGGAUGAAAUUGGUGACACUUCUACAGUGCCUGGAAUUGAGAUAAUAAGACAACAAGAUGAGGUUGAUACCAAAGCUGGUGUUGAAACAGGUCUUCAUUAUUGUGCAGUGCCUGCAACUGAGCUGAUGCAAGAUGAUGCCCAGAAUUCUGCAGUACCAAAUCAAACCUCUGCUUCCUCUUCAUGUGUUCCUAUAAAUGUGGGGUUUGUUGAGGUUAAGGAAGAUAAAUUUGAACUUGAUGUUCUGUCCUUGAUGGAAGAAAAUGAAGCCAUUGAAGAAGACAAGACAUGCUCAAAGAAUGUUGGUGACCUCGAAAAUGAUGUAGGCAUCAAACCUUCAACUCCCAUCAGAGAACUAAGUCCAAAUAUAUACUCUGAUGAGGAGCCUGCAGAGGCAUUUCGUAUCUCACUCGACCAUCUCAAAAUAAAAGACAAGUCACCAUCAUCAGCAUCACCUAAGAACUCUAUCAUCAACCCAGAGAAGCAGGAAAUGAAAAGGAAGGAGGCGGUUAAAUGUUGCAAGUCAAUGCCCAUUGGUAGGCGACAGAUGUUAAUGGCUGCUAUACAUGGUUCACGCAGUAAUGAUUCGUCCACCAAGAAAAGAAAAAGACCAGUUCCAAUUUUCCAUGGUAAACACUCUCCCAGAAAAGGUGUCAAAAUCAGUUCAAAACGUGUGUUGCGACCAGUAACUGUUUAGAACAAUCUUGAGGUUCUGAAAGUGUAGGUAAUGAUGCAUUUAGUUGUCUUGAUUAACUUGCUAAAUGCCUCCUCUCGUAGGUUAAUCUGUCUAUUAAUCAUUUUGCUUAACGGUAGAUUGUGUAUACUCUGUUCAAGAUCUGGGUUUUUAGCUAAACCUAGGUUUCUGAAAGUUAUAUUCUGAGUUCUGUAUAUGAUGGAUCUCAUUUUACUCAGUUUGUAACUAGAGAGAGCUUUCUCUAUGGGAAGCAGAUUGUGAAUUUGUGACAUAUGACCAUCGUUAUGGUUUCAGUUUCA
Spinacia oleracea (spinach) is the source of this 3314-nucleotide messenger RNA. Its product is annotated as ubiquitin carboxyl-terminal hydrolase 20. Lineage: Eukaryota; Viridiplantae; Streptophyta; Magnoliopsida; Caryophyllales; Amaranthaceae. Gene Ontology annotation, cellular component: nucleus; cytosol. Gene Ontology annotation, biological process: protein deubiquitination. The record is from RefSeq and is a predicted model, not a curated record. The transcript is spliced from 8 exons. Gene Ontology annotation, molecular function: cysteine-type deubiquitinase activity. Bases 424 to 3018 code for a protein of 864 amino acids.